This is a messenger RNA of Miscanthus lutarioriparius, 2688 nucleotides long. The record is from the annotation of a GenBank genome assembly. NCBI's taxonomy places the organism in Eukaryota, Viridiplantae, Streptophyta, Magnoliopsida, Poales, Poaceae.
AUGCCCGCGCCCCCGGACCCGCCGCCGCUCCCCGCGCCGGCAACGGACCCGGACCCGGACCCGUCGGAUCCCGCCGAGGCCGCGCCGCCCGCCGCCUCCGCCGCCGCCGCCGAUGAGGAGGAGGAUGACCGCGUCUUCCUAGUGCCCCUCAGGUGGUGGAAGGAGGCGCAGGAGGGAUCGGCGAUCGACGCGCCCGGGCUGCCCUACGCGGCCGCGCCGGCUGGACCCACCUCCUACGGCAUGAGGGUGCUGAGCAUGUUCCUCUCGGACCAGACGUACACGCUCCGCCGCGCGGACGAGCUCCUCGAGCAGACCGCCGCCGCCUCCGCCAGGAGCUACGCGCUCCUCCCGGCCGACCUCUUCGCCAAGGCGCGGGACUGGUAUAUUGAUUCUGCCAAGUCUGCAGGCAAAAACAUGUCACCUGCUGGAGACUCAGUAAAUAUUUACCCCAUAAUGCUAAGAGUUUCUGCCACCAGAGGUACACAUACACUAACAGUGAAGAUUGGCAAAAAGGACAACUCAACUGAGAACUUUAAGAGAGCAAAUAAGAUUCUGACUGCAGACUCUGAGCCGGUUCACAUAUGGGAUUUCUCUGGGCGAACAACAUACAUAGUUAUGACUGAAUUGAACCGGUCGCCCCAUGACUCAAAAUCUGCAGAUCAGGAGAUGCCUCUACAAAUACACAUUUAUGAUUUGUCAGAACCUAUGGUUAAUGGUUCUGAUGGGAAAAGAGACGAGUUAGCAUUAACAUUGGGUGGCUCAAGUUUUAGCAAUGGUGGUACUAUGAACAUGGAUCUGGAUUCAUCAAGUGGAAGCUCUAAGCAAGUUGGCUCUGGUCUAACAGGACUAGACAAUCUGGGAAACACAUGUUUCAUGAACAGUGCAGUCCAGUGCUUGGCUCAUACUUCAAAGCUGGUUGACUAUUUCCUUGGUGAUUUCCAUAAAGAAAUAAACCCACAUAACCCACUGGGGAUGAAGGGGGAACUCGCAUGCGCAUUUGGUGAUUUAUUGAGGAAGCUAUGGGCUAUUGAUAGAACCCCCGUUGCACCUCGCCAAUUCAAAGCUAGACUUGGACGCUUUGCUCCCCAAUUCAGUGGCUUUAACCAACAUGAUUCACAGGAGCUUCUUGCUUUCCUAUUGGAUGGACUCCAUGAAGAUUUGAACCGUGUUAAAUGUAAACCAUAUUCUGAAGCAAAGGAUUCAGAUGGUCGUCCGGAUGAGGAGGUCGCAGAUGAGUACUGGGGCAACCAUUUAGCCCGAAAUGAUUCUAUCAUAGUUGAUAUCUGCCAGGGUCAGUACAAGUCAACAUUAGUUUGCCCCAUCUGCAAGAAAGUGUCUGUAACAUUUGACCCAUUUAUGUAUUUGUCUUUGCCCCUGCCUACAACAACAAUGAGAACAAUGACUAUAACAGUCUUCAGCACUGAUGGGACCAGUGGGCCAUCUCCUUACACUAUUAGUGUACCGAAAUCUGGAGAUACAAGGACCCUUAUUAAUAUGUUAAGCAAUGCUUGUUCGUUGAGAGAUGAUGAGCGCCUCCUAGUUGCUGAGGUCUACAACAAUUCCCUUAUUCGGUACUUGGACGAACCUUCUGAAGUCAUCUCCUUGAUCAGAGAUGGAGAUCGUUUGGUUGCAUAUCGGCUUCCUAAAGACAAUGAAGAUGCUCCUAUUGUGGUGUUCAGAAACCAGCGUAUGGAGUCGUCCCUUGCCAAUUUUGGGCGGAAGUCAUGGAAGACUUUUGGCACUCCACUUGUGUCAAGCCUUCCCGAUACCGUAACUGGAAGUACUAUUUGCAAUCUUUUCCUAAAGGUUAUGACUCCAUUCAGAGUAUCAAGAGAUGAUGUUGCCGAUGCUGAUAAAACAAUUGGCGAAAGCAGUCUGGUUGAUGAAACUGCAGAUAGCAAUAUGAGCUCUGAUGCCUCAGAGCCCACCACUAUAAACAACAAUUCUGUUGAGGAUGAAACAGGGACUGGAGACGUGAUGCAAUUUUUCCUGACUAAUGAGAGAUUCCCAGACCAACACAUGAAGAUAGAAAUGGAUCUAUCCAUUACGGUGAAAGAUCCGCAUAAGCGUCUGCAUGUGGCUGUGUGUUGGGAGGACAAUGGACUGGAUCAAUAUGAUCUUAGUUCUUUGGAUUCUCUUCCAGAAGUUUACAAAGCGGUGCUAUUUUCUAGGAGGCCACAGGACACAUGUUCUCUAUAUGCAUGUCUGGAAGCUUUUAUUAAGAAAGAACCAUUAGGCCCAGAAGACAUGUGGUACUGCCCAGGUUGUAAAGAGCAUCAACAAGCUAGUAAGAAGUUAGACCUUUGGAGAUUACCUGAAAUCCUUAUAAUACACCUGAAAAGAUUUUCGUACAGUCGGUACACCAAAAACAAGUUGGAGACCUUUGUGGACUUCCCAAUUUGUGAUCUUGACCUGUCAAAGUAUAUCGGUCACAGAUGCCAAGAUGUUCCUCACAAUUAUCGACUGUAUGCUAUUAGCAACCACUAUGGAAGCUUGGGAGGUGGUCACUAUACAGCUUAUGUUUAUCAUGAAGGCAAAAAAAGGUGGUAUGAUUUCGAUGACCGUCAUGUGGGUCCUAUAACCGAGGACAGUAUAAAGACAUCGGCGGCUUAUGUUCUUUUUUACCGGCGGAUACAGGAGGAUAGCUUAGAUACAGGUACAGACAUAGAUUCUGAUAUUCCAACUUGA